Molecule: messenger RNA, 211 nt
Organism: Racocetra persica
Lineage: Eukaryota; Fungi; Glomeromycota; Glomeromycetes; Diversisporales; Gigasporaceae
Source: the annotation of a GenBank genome assembly
AUGCCACCCCAACCCGCAUUUAAACAAACACGUUGUCAUCUUAGUGAUAGACAAAAAAAAGAGAUAUGUGAAUUUGCAGAAAAGAAUCAGAAUCUUAAACAUUAUAACAUAGCAAGCGAGUUCAUGAAGCAUUAUCCUGAUUUAAAGAUUAAUUGCUUCAUCGUGUCAAAAAUCUUGAAAAAAGCCAAUGAGUAUAAAAAACUUAAAGAUA